AAUAUUAAUAUUCAAAACUUACCUAUCAAAUAUUAUAACAAUACUAAAGCAUGGAUGCUUGCAGUUCAUUUCCAAAACUGGUUGAAAGAUUUUGAUGCACAAAUGGCAAAAAAAUAUAAAAAUCAAUGA
Molecule: messenger RNA, 129 nt
Organism: Cetraspora pellucida
Lineage: Eukaryota; Fungi; Glomeromycota; Glomeromycetes; Diversisporales; Gigasporaceae
Source: the annotation of a GenBank genome assembly